GUAAGACUAUUUUUAGAUCGGUAGGUAAUUGAGAACUUCUCUCCCUCUCUCUAUAUAUAAGACUCUCGUGUGCCAUGGCCCAUGAAAAUUCAAGUUAAACAGUAUUUACUAUAGUGAGGAGAUGACAUCUUCAAGUGCUGAGCAAGACAACUACCGUAAUUACUUGAGUGAAGAAGAAACGAAGAACACCCAAUGGAGGUUUGGUCCCCCUGAUUAUAGUGUUGUCAACAAGCUCUUUGAAGAAGGCAGAACUAAGAUAUGGCCUCCUGGGUCGCUUGAAGAAAAGGUUCAGAGGCUUGUAAAGUCAUGGGAAAUGGAGAUUUUCCAUAAAACCAACAUUGAUGACUUCAAAACCCUUGAUCCCAAGAAGUAUACUUUCAGCUUAAAUGGAAGGAAGGCUUUAAACUUGGAAGAAAUAGGCAAACUUGGGGGAGGCUAUAACCCGCUGCUACAGACCUCCCUGCCUGAGAAAUUCAGGGCCUAUAAUCCAGAUGGGGAAACGGCGGAAUCUUCUCAUCGGACUUUCACGACAACGUUCCCUCGCGGGUUUGCUUUGGAGAUUCUCCAUGUUUAUAGUGGGCCGCCGGUGAUUGUGUACAAGUUCAGGCACUGGGGUUAUGUGGAGGGCCCUUUCAAAGGCCAUGCCCCAACUGGAGAAAGGGUUGAACUCUAUGGAAUGGCCAUUUUUGAGGUAGACGAGGAGAUGAGAGUUGUGAAGGUGGAGUUCUUUUAUGACCCUGGUCAGUUGCUCGGAGGUCUUCUGAAAGGUGUUAGCUUGGAUGGUUCUGCCGAGGAGGCAGCCACAAGCUGCCCUGUUCUAAGGAAAACAGGGUAGAACAGCCUACACGGCAUUUUCAAUCUGCGCUGCGUAAUGAAACUAAAAGGUUUCAUGAGUACAUGGAAUUUUCAGUCUUCUGUAAUGUAAUAAUAAAUAAUAUAUCGCAUCCAAAAAAAUAAUAAAUAAUAUAUUAUAUUUUCCUGGAGCUA
Molecule: messenger RNA, 987 nt
Organism: Alnus glutinosa
Lineage: Eukaryota; Viridiplantae; Streptophyta; Magnoliopsida; Fagales; Betulaceae
Product: pathogen-related protein-like
Exons: 4
Coding region: 122-835 (237 amino acids)
Source: RefSeq, a predicted model, not a curated record